Angiostrongylus costaricensis is the source of this 960-nucleotide messenger RNA. NCBI's taxonomy places the organism in Eukaryota, Metazoa, Nematoda, Chromadorea, Rhabditida, Metastrongylidae. The record is from the annotation of a GenBank genome assembly.
AUGGAUCUGAAAGAGACGGAGGAACAGCGUCAGAUGCGGCGCAUCGCGUUCGUCGCCGUCGUCGUCUCAACAGCUGCCGUUAUUGCUAGCGUUGUCACGUUACCUAUGUUAUACAACUACGUGCAGUCAUUUCAAAGUCAUCUCAUGGUCGAAACCGACUACUGCAAGGCUCGUUCUCGAGAUAUGUGGCUAGAAAUGACUGCUCUGCAAGCUGGUAAAGGUAUGAUACAUCGUCAGAAGAGAGCGUGGUUGUUUGGACAGUGGAUACCGGAAGGUGGGUCCGGUGGUGGUGGAUCUGGAUCAACACAUAGCAGUAGUGGAGCUGCUGGAUAUGGCGGUUACGGAGCAGUAGUAAGCGCAGAACCAGUUCCUACUUGUUGCACUUGUAAUCAGGGAGCAGCAGGACCUCCUGGACCGGAAGGUCCACCUGGAAACAACGGAAAAGAUGGGAAAAACGGAAAAGACGGAAAGAACGGGCGCGAUGCCGAGCUGCUUCCCGCCCCACCAAGCGAGCCGUGUGUGAUUUGCCCAAUUGGAGCUCCAGGACCUAUGGGAGCGAUGGGCGCGAAGGGGCCACCUGGGCCGAAGGGUUCACCUGGAGAACCACCUCAAGACGGCACACCCGGUGCAGAUGGCAUGCCUGGACAGCCUGGGCCGAUCGGAAGACCAGGACGUGACGGAAUGAAAGGGGCUCCUGGAGCUCCUGGACGACUUAUACCUGUUCCUGGACCACAAGGACCACCUGGUAAACCAGGACCACCCGGGCCACCUGGACCGAAGGGAAACCCUGGGCCGGACGGGCAAUCGUAUCAGGGACCUCCUGGUCCUCCGGGAGAUCCAGGAAAUCCUGGAGUCGAAGGACGACCCGGACCAAAUGGGCCACCAGGACCUCAAGGUGACGAUGGCGACAAAGGAGACUGUGGCCACUGCCCACCUCCACGUACACCUCCUGGUUACUAG